Molecule: messenger RNA, 399 nt
Organism: Phytomonas sp. Hart1
Lineage: Eukaryota; Euglenozoa; Kinetoplastea; Trypanosomatida; Trypanosomatidae
Source: the annotation of a GenBank genome assembly
AUGCGCUUCUAUGGGGGACGUUGCCGAUGCGGCAAGACUAGACGAUUUCUUUGGGAGGAGCCCAUUCGAUGCCGGAACUUCGGGUGCAUCCUUGCUUUCCUCACCGCCCCAGACAUUCGAUAUCGUGUUUUUGUAGAAGGCUUUAUAAGCCACCGAUCGUUUCGUCGGUGGCGAGAGCAUCCCACCGCUGCCGUUUCGGUUCUUCUCCAGCAGUCGCAUCCACAUGGGCAGUCUUCGCUUCUUCGAGCACCGCUGUCUGAGGAGGCAGGGGGAGUCCAGCUCCAUCUCGGAUGCGAUGGUGCUCUCGAUAUCGUCCUCCUCGUCGACCAUCGCGGCGUGGCUGAGGAAGGGCCUCGCCAUGGACCCACCCGAAGGAUCGAAAUCGUCAAUUUUGGAUAA